This is a messenger RNA of Priapulus caudatus, 345 nucleotides long. Its product is annotated as ethanolamine kinase 1-like. The transcript has 4 exons. Lineage: Eukaryota; Metazoa; Priapulida; Priapulimorpha; Priapulimorphida; Priapulidae. The annotation marks the transcript as partial. Gene Ontology annotation, molecular function: ethanolamine kinase activity. Gene Ontology annotation, biological process: phosphatidylethanolamine biosynthetic process. The record is from RefSeq and is a predicted model, not a curated record. Gene Ontology annotation, cellular component: cytoplasm.
UGCUGCUUAAAACAAAUUGUAUACAACAAAAGUGAAGGCACAGUGACGUUCAUAGAUUACGAGUAUGGGGACUUCAACUACCAGGCGUUUGAUAUCGGGGGCCACUUUGCAGAACAUGCAGGGGUCGAUGCGAUAGACUAUAGCAGGUAUCCCGAUAGAACGUUCCAGGAGAAGUGGCUUAGGGUGUAUCUGCGGUCGUGGUACAGUGAGAUGGGGAAGAACCCUGACUCGAUCACGGAUCAACACGUCGCUGAUCUGUACGAGAAAGUGAACAAAUUUGCGGUGCAAGCUAUAGCUGCAUUCAUCCCCUCUCAUCCCUGUGAUCCUGCUCCCAGCAAGCUAUAG